AUCUAGUAAAGUCAUGACAUAUUCUACUUCACUUGAUCAAAAAAGUAACGUCAUGACAUACAAUCCAAAGGAUGACUCUUUCAGAUAUUCAAAGGUUAUUAACUUUAACUUUGACGGUUGGCGUCUGGCGGAAAUCUACGUUGAAAGCCUAGUUUGUCCUUUAUCUGCAGAAGGGAGAAAGAAUGCAACAAAAAGGAAGGCUGGAAAAACUCAGGUGAACAACAAUUAAUCAACAAAUGACUUGAAGUGAAAGUUGCUCACUGCCGACUGCUUGAAUCAAAACUGUGAAGAAUGGCUUUUCCGAGCUCUGAAUGUUCAUCGAAGGUACUCUUACUUCGUUGUAGCUUGAACGGGUCAUGAACAAGAUGUCAUUUGUGCCGGUAGAAACAAGUACCUCAAAGAAGUUACAGAAGAAGAAACUUCAUCAGAUGAUUGAUACUAGAUCUCUAUCAGUAUGUAAGCGCAUGAGAGUUCAUGUCACCAACAAUUUUCCUGAAAAUUGUCAUCCAUCCGUUCGUCAAAACAAUGGAAACACUGUUCAACAACAUGAUGUCUUGAUUAAGCAUAAGUUGAAUGUUCCCAAAAUUUCAUCAGUUUAUUCAAGAUGUGAAUGGUUUUCAAACGGUGGACGUAUUAUAAAUGAAACUAAAUUGCCCGCUAUUUCUGAAUAUGAGCAUAUUCAGAAACGAAAACAAGUUAGAGAGACUCUCAAACGUUUUGCUGAUGAAUAUACUAAGCUUUUGCGAGAAAAGAAUGCAGAAAAACAAGCAAGACAUAUCAACAUAGAGGCUGCAAAGAUUUUGAGAAAAGAAGGAAAGUGGGUAAAUUCUGAGUGGGCCUUUGGCCAUGUUCCUGGAGUUGAAAUUGGUGAUCAAUUCCGGUUCAAGGUAGAACUUGCUAUGGUCGGACUACAUCACGAAAUUUUUAGGGGUAUCGAUUAUGUGUAUAUUAAUAGAAAAAAUGUUGCAACUUGCAUUGUUGAUUCUGGUCUAUACAAGAAUGAGACCAUAUCUUCUCAAAAGUUCAUUUAUAUAGGUCAAGGAGGGAAUCCUAGAGUAUCUGUUAAUGCGAGAGUGGAAGAUCAGAAGCUUAAAAGGGAUAAUCUUGCCUUGAAGAACUCAAUGGAUUUGGGAUAUUCUGUGAGGGUUAUUUAUGGUCGUCCAAGAGUUAAUGGUGAAAAGAUCGAUGGAAAAUACAUUUACUAUGGGUUGUACACUGUAACUAAGUGUUGGCGAGAAAGAGGUCCAACUGGAAAAUACGUUUUCAAGUUUGAACUGCAGAGGAAUCUUGGCCAACAAGAACUUACUCAGUUAGUCAAUGUCAAUCAUAUUUGUGAAAAUGUUAACAAGGCACCAAUAUCUACUAUGCAGACAAAGUUUGUUAUGGAAUAUGAUGUGUCGCAAGGGAAUGAGAAUAUACCAAUCCUCACUAUCAAUGAAAUAGAUGAUGAGAGACCCCCACCUUUCACAUACAUUACUAACAUGCAGUAUCCUGAUUGGUAUUAUAUCAUUAGGCCUCAAGGUUGCAGUUGCACAAGUAGAUGCUCGACUUUUGAUCAGUGCUCUUGUGCUUCUAAGAACGGAGGCGAGUUUCCAUUCAACCCAAGAAGCUCUAUUCUUAAAGCAAAGCCUCUUGUUCAUGAGUGUGGUCCAUAUUGCAAAUGUCCUCCAUCUUGCAAAAAUAGGGUUAGCCAACAUGGUCUUCGGUACCAUUUCGAGGUUUUCAAAACCAAAUCGAAAGGAUGGGGUUUGAGGUCAUCAGAUUAUAUUGCACCCGGAAGUUUUAUUUGUGAAUAUAUUGGAGAAUUGCUUGAUCAUAAGGAAGCCAAAAUUAGAAUGGAUUAUGAUGAGUACUUCUUUGAUGUUGGCAACUACAAUGAAUAUAUCCCCAAAAGGAAGGUUGCAAGUAGUAAAGUGGAGUCAAAUUCUUUUAAAAGGAAGGAUGAAGAUGGAUUUACUAUUGAUGCAGCAAUAUAUGGGAAUGUUGGUAGAUUUAUCAAUCAUAGUUGCUCACCAAACCUUUGUGCUCAAAAUGUCAUGUAUGACCAUGGUGAUAAAAGAGUACCUCACAUAAUGUUUUUCGCUUCCAAAAGUAUUUAUCCAUUAGAGGAGCUUACUUAUCACUACAACCACCGGAUUGUCCGUGUUCAUGAUACAAAUGGCAAUUUGAAGAGAGAGAAGGGUAAAUGUGGCUCUCAUAAAUGCAACGGGAGAAUGUAGUAAUUUACUACUUGAUGUACCGUGAGUGUAUGGUAUUUUUGAUGCAUUAUACUUGAAGUUUGUGUGCGUCUUAGGCAUUUUUGUUAUUAGAUAUGAUGGUUUUUGCCCUAAUUUUGCAGGAAAUCGGUUUGAAGCAGUUGAAGUUAAAUGUAGUUGAACCAGGAGGAAUUUGGCAACCUACGAGCUCACUCAUGAGCCGUAGGUGGGAGCCAUGGGUCAAUUGUUCAAGGAAAUCUGACCAAAGUGUGGAACCACAGAUGCUAAUGACGGAUCGUAGUCUGACUGACGGAUCGUGGAUGCUGAUCGUUGAUUAAAUCAGAGAAGAGGAGCUCCAGUACUUGAACAACGGAGAGACAGGACAGAUCGUGCAUAGACCUACGGACCGUAGGUGAUGACCGUCAAUUGAAGACUAAAAAUUUUGGCCUACUGCUGAACCACAGAGGAGACUCACGGACCGUUGGCGGAUCCAUGGUCCGUUGUUUGCUGCUAUCGAUCGAAAC
This is a messenger RNA of Solanum stenotomum, 2719 nucleotides long. RefSeq names its product histone-lysine N-methyltransferase, H3 lysine-9 specific SUVH6-like. The record is from RefSeq and is a predicted model, not a curated record. Bases 357 to 2219 code for a protein of 620 amino acids. The transcript has 3 exons. Lineage: Eukaryota; Viridiplantae; Streptophyta; Magnoliopsida; Solanales; Solanaceae. Gene Ontology annotation, cellular component: nucleus. Gene Ontology annotation, molecular function: zinc ion binding; histone methyltransferase activity; protein binding.